AUGGCAUAAAAGAAAUAACUGAAACAGCCAGACCCUGGCCAAGUGGUAAAUAAGGACAUAGUGUUUAGUGAAAACAUUAGAAACGAAAUGAAAUUCUUUGAUAAGAAUAGAACCGAACAUUUUCAAUUGAACCCCAAUAGAGUUGUAAUUCUAGCUGAAAAACCCAAUCAUAUAAAACCUCAAUCGCAUCAAUCUUCUAGAAAAGAGAAGGAUAAUGAUAUCUUUGGAAAUCCAUACACGGAUGAUCCAGUUGAAGAGGCAUUCUCAAAUCAAAAAUUAGAGAAGACUUUGGAAUUGAGAAAUCAGAUCCCAAGAUAAAAAUACAAUUUCCCAAUGACACAAAAUCAAGAAAUCGGUUGGUUUGCCAACUAAUUAAAUGUCUAUAAACCAACUAAGAAUUUCGCAAAUCAACAAUGUGAAAUCACUAAAUUUGUAGAUAAUUAUUUUGAAAUGACUCAUGAAAACCCAUUCAAAAAGAAAAGAUCUUGA
This is a messenger RNA of Paramecium tetraurelia, 489 nucleotides long. RefSeq lists its product as uncharacterized. The transcript is spliced from 4 exons. Gene Ontology annotation, cellular component: ciliary base. NCBI's taxonomy places the organism in Eukaryota, Ciliophora, Oligohymenophorea, Peniculida, Parameciidae. The record is from RefSeq and is a predicted model, not a curated record.